This is a messenger RNA of Xylaria bambusicola, 1770 nucleotides long. RefSeq names its product homoserine dehydrogenase-domain-containing protein. Gene Ontology annotation, molecular function: NADP binding; homoserine dehydrogenase activity; aspartate kinase activity. The transcript is spliced from 2 exons. The coding region runs from base 254 to 1351 and encodes 365 amino acids. Gene Ontology annotation, biological process: L-homoserine biosynthetic process; aspartate family amino acid biosynthetic process. NCBI's taxonomy places the organism in Eukaryota, Fungi, Ascomycota, Sordariomycetes, Xylariales, Xylariaceae. The record is from RefSeq and is a predicted model, not a curated record.
CUGUAAGUAGCUGUACGGCGCAGUAGUUCAGGUACUUGGCUAGCGCGACCUGGAUGUCGAGACCAACCCUGUGGGCCCUGACUGCUCCCUGAGACAUGGCAGGCCAGAACCCCGCGAUCGGCCUGAGAGCACAAAGUUUACCCCACGCUGUGCUCUUCGUGAUAUUCCCGUGAGACGUUAGCUUUCAACUCGGGUUUUUUCUUUUUUCUUUUUUUCUUCUUCCCUUUUCUUUCGGCUGAUUAAAUUCAUCACAAUGUCUACGACUAACCAAGUUUUCAUUGCCGUCAUUGGCGCUGGAGGGGUAGGCAAAUGCUUCCUGUCCCAGCUUUCAGCUCUUGCAACAAGAAAACCAACGCCUAAGCUUAGUCUAUGCUACAUAUCUUCAAGCAAGAAGGCUGUCUUCAACCCCGAUUACUCAGUUCUCGGUAUCGAAAAUGUGCUCCAGGAGCUUUCUUCGUCUUCCAAGCCACCCAUGGCACUGCCACAGAUUGCAGACUACCUCGCUGCUGCACCGUCAAAAGCUGUAUUAGUGGAUAACACGAGUUCCCAAGAUAUUGCAGAUGCCUACCCGCUCUUCCUGAGCCGCGGCAUCAGCAUCGUAACCCCCAACAAAAAGGCCUUUUCCGGCUCGUACAAGCUGUGGCAAGAUAUCUUCACUGCUGCGAGUACCUCUGGCGCCAAAGUUUACCACGAAUCAUCUGUUGGCGCUGGCCUCCCUGUUAUUUCAACACUGAAAGAUCUAGUGGAUACCGGUGACGAAGUGACUAAAAUCGAAGGUGUAUUCAGCGGAACCAUGUCUUUCUUGUUCAACUCGUUUGCUCCCGUCGAAGGGUCUGGUGGACAAUGGUCUGCCGAGGUUAGAAAGGCAAAAGAGCUGGGAUAUACGGAGCCGGAUCCUCGAGACGACCUCAACGGCUUAGAUGUUGCUCGAAAGCUAACUAUUCUGGCACGAUUGGCGGGACUUGCAGUGGAAUCACCUACAUCAUUCCCGGUGCAAAGCCUCAUUCCAAAGGAGCUCGAGACUGUCUCAAGUGGUGAUGAAUUCUUGGAGAAAUUGCCCGAGUUUGAUUCCCAAAUGGAAGAGACCAAAUCCGCGGCCCAGAAGCAAGGGAAGGUGGUCAGGUUCGUCGGAAGCAUCGACAUGGCAUCCAAGGCCGUCAAGGUUGGCCUAGAAAUGUUUGACAAGUCCCAUCCAAUCGCAGCCCUCAAGGGAAGCGACAACAUCAUCAGCUUCUACACCAAGCGCUACGGAGGCAACCCGCUCAUUAUCCAGGGCGCUGGUGCAGGUGGUGACGUAACAGCGAUGGGCGUGACCAGCGAUUUGAUAAAAGUGCUGUCGCAGAUUGCGUAGGAAUUAGAUGUUGUCCACCAAAUUCAAGAUUCUCUUAUGAACAGAGACCAUUGUAGCAAUGGCUAUGGCAUUCCCCAUAUAAAUACAAUAUCGCAGCGCAUUCUUCAAUCAUUCGUUAGUGGCCCAUGAGCAACUCUUUUCUCGGGAGUCUUCGGCUCGGUCUCAUGACUGAUGGCACUACUGCGAGCCUUAAUUGGAGUGGGUGGUGGUUGUUGUUGUACGUAGUCUUUAGGUAGGCGGGGAGAUGGGUGAGGCGAGUCGGCAGGUCGCGAAGGGCGAUAUAAUCUCCAAAGCCACAGGCAGAAAUCAAAGAUGAUCAAUCCAAUGAUGGGAACGACGAAUGCCAGACUGACGAGCUUCUAUAGAAUUGAGGUUGGUUUAGUUAGGCACCCCAGGUUAGCUUGACAUUUGCGGACUGG